AUAGAUCUAAAAAUGGAUACAGAAGAAACCAUACAAAAACACGCUCGAUUCGCUCAGUUUUUGUCUUAUUUAGAACGGCAUAAGAUUUAUGAACUGUUUUUUGAAAUCAUUACAUUGUUAGUCAUGGAGAAGCCAAUAGAUCCCCUGUCUUACAUUAAAAAUUCAUUACAUCUUGCAGUAAAACGACGAGAUACAUUACGAAUUAUUUUAUUGUCUCCACCUAAUUUUGACAAAGAAUUAUUAGCUGAAUAUUUAGAAAUAAAACUUGGAAUUAAUCGUGUAUCAUUGCAAAACAUACAACCACUUGUUUCGAGUCUAACAAGAAAUUUUGCCAAAAAUGUUGAAAGAACAUUAGAAGAACAACGAUUUCAUGAAACAGGAUGGUUAUUCAUAGAUUUUCCAAGAAGUAAAUUGGAAGCCAGAGCUCUGCAGAGAAUUGGAGUUUUGCCCACUCAUGUUAUAGAAAUAGUUUGGACCAAUAAAUCAGAUAAUUCAUCUGAUGAUGAUAAUUCACUGAAUAGCUCAUCGUCAACGAGGUCCUCUCAAACGUGCGAACAAACUGAAGAAGAAUGUUACAACCUGAACAUUAAUGGUCUUCGUGAAGCAUAUGCCAAUAAAUUAACAAUACUAGAAAUUGCAGGACGAACAUAUGAAGAGCUUGGUAAUUUAAUUAUAAAAUUAACAAAAAAGCAAAGAUACUACGUUCCAUGUAUUUUCCGUGUUUUGCUCAUCGGUUCGCGAGGAUCAGGAUGUCGUUCUGUGGCUCGUUAUCUUUCACAAAGAUAUGGUCUUGUCCAUAUUGACUUUGACUAUCUCUUGGAACAAACAAGGAAGCAAAAUUUUCCAUUAGGUAAAGAACUAAGACGUAUAGAAGAUCGGUGGGGUACAUUGCCAAAGUCUGACAUAAGGAUUAAAGUAGUCGAGAAUAAAUUGAUGAGCCAUGAGUGUAUCAAAAAAGGAUGGGUUUUAACUGGAUACCCUCUCACAGUUAAAGAUUUUCAGCUGCUGAAUUCGCUUACGACACCUCCAAACAGGAUUAUUUUUCUUAACGUCGAUCAAAUGACAUGCAAAGAACGAUUAUUAUCACGUCGAUUUAAUUUAUUAACCGGUAGUGAGCAUCAUCUACCAUCGGAUGAUUUCCAUUCUUAUGAAGGUUUGGGUAUUCGUCCUAAAGACAUCAGAAGUCAGGUCGAACAGGAUCUCGAGGAAUAUCAGAAAAACAUCGGAAUGUUGUUAGAGUAUGCUGGUGAAUCAGUUAAUGUCAUCGAUGGAGUUGCUGAAAAAAGAGUAGUUCAAGAAAGAGUUGAAGCUUGUUUAGCACGGCCAGUCACAUGUGGACUCUUAAAUCAGACAGUUAAAUUAUCAAAAAAUAUCAAUUCAAAAGAAAAAAUAUUUCAUCCAGAUGAAAGUCUUAAACCCAAAAUUAGUCGUCAUUUUUAUGAAACUGAUUCAGAGUUUUCAUUAAUUUAG
Messenger RNA from Chelonus insularis, 1470 nucleotides. Its product is annotated as adenylate kinase 8. Lineage: Eukaryota; Metazoa; Arthropoda; Insecta; Hymenoptera; Braconidae. The record is from RefSeq and is a predicted model, not a curated record. The transcript has 9 exons. Bases 13 to 1470 code for a protein of 485 amino acids. Gene Ontology annotation, cellular component: cytoplasm. Gene Ontology annotation, molecular function: AMP kinase activity; ATP binding; nucleoside diphosphate kinase activity. Gene Ontology annotation, biological process: nucleobase-containing compound metabolic process.